This is a messenger RNA of Thalassophryne amazonica, 1707 nucleotides long. RefSeq names its product sodium- and chloride-dependent GABA transporter 1-like. The transcript has 13 exons. NCBI's taxonomy places the organism in Eukaryota, Metazoa, Chordata, Actinopteri, Batrachoidiformes, Batrachoididae. The record is from RefSeq and is a predicted model, not a curated record. Gene Ontology annotation, biological process: sodium ion transmembrane transport. Gene Ontology annotation, cellular component: membrane. Bases 1 to 1659 code for a protein of 552 amino acids.
AUGGGGAAGACUGGCCAGAGUACAGUGGUGUUAAACUCCCCAACUGAGGUCAAACAAGCAGUUCCAUUUGAGGAAUUGAAUAAUGUGGCGCCCCCUGCAGAUGAAAAGAAGAAUAAACACGAGCUACCUGACCGAGGUGGCUGGAAGGGUAAAUUUGAUUUCCUGCUGUCAUGUGUGGGAUACGCCAUCGGCUUAGGAAAUGUGUGGAGGUUUCCUUACCUUUGUGGCAAGAACGGUGGAGGUGUUGGUCUGGCUGCAGUGGUCCUAUCCUUCUGGCUGAACAUCUAUUACAUCAUCAUCAUUGCUUGGGCGCUCUACUACUUAUUCAACUCCUUCACUUCGAAGCUGCCGUGGCAAAGCUGUGACAACCCCUGGAACACUGACAAAUGUUUCUCCAACUACACUCUGACAGACAUGUCCAACCUGACCAGUGCUGUCACCGAAUUCUGGGAGCGUAACAUGCAUCAAUUGUCCAGUGGUCUGGAGGAACCUGGGAAGCUUCGGUGGCCUUUAGUGGGGACUUUGGCAAUUGCCUGGGUGCUGGUCUACUUCUCGAUUUGGAAAGGAGUAGAAUGGACGGGGAAGGUGGUGUACUUCUCUGCGACUUAUCCCUACUUAAUGCUCUUGAUCCUGUUUUUCCGAGGGGUAUCUCUUCCCGGGGCUGUUGAUGGAAUUCUCUUCUAUAUUACCCCAGACUUCAAGAAGCUCAUCAGAUCGGAGGUGUGGCUGGAUGCAGCAACUCAAAUCUUCUUUUCUUAUGGACUAGGCCUGGGAUCGCUCAUUGCAUUGGGAAGCUACAACACUUAUAACAAUGAUGUCUACAAGGACUCCAUCAUCGUGUGCUGCAUCAACUCCUGCACCAGCAUGUUUGCAGGAUUUGUCAUUUUUUCUGUCAUAGGCUUCAUGUCCUACAUCACUAAGAAACCCGUCCACGAACUGGCAGCAUCAGGUCCUGGUUUAGCAUUUUUAGCCUAUCCUGAAGCAGUCACCCAGUUGCCCAUGUCUUCACUGUGGGCUGUCCUCUUCUUCUCCAUGCUCCUGAUGUUGGGCCUCGACAGUCAGUUCUGCACGGUGGAAGGUUUCAUCACGGCUCUGGUAGAUGAAUAUCCCAUGAUGUUGAGGAGGAGGAAGGUCUUUAUCCUAAUUGUUUGCUUUAUCUCCUUCAUCAUCGGCUUCUCCAACAUCACACAGGGUGGCCUGUAUGUGUUCAAGCUAUUUGAUUACUACUCCGCCAGCGGGAUGUGCCUGCUCUUCCUCGUCUUCUUUGAGACUGUUUCCAUCUCCUGGUUUUAUGGAGCUGAAAGAUUUUAUAAGAACAUUGAGGAUAUGAUCGGCUAUCGGCCGUGUGGCUGGUGGAAGCUGUGCUGGCGCUUCUUCACUCCGUUCAUCUGUCUGGGGGUGUUUAUCUUCAGUGCCAUUGAGAUGACCCCUCUCACUCUGGGGAAGUAUGUCUACCCACUAUGGGGCCAAGUGAUUGGCUGGUUCAUGUCAUUGUCUUCCAUGGUACUGAUUCCUGGUUAUGCCAUCUACAUGUUCUGCACCACGAAGGGCAGCAUCAAACAGCGUUGGAGGGAGAUGACUGCUGCCCGGGAGGAUGAAAAACCAUCAGGGCAUGAAGGAUUCACUCACACGGGGAGCGUGGGCGAAGCUCACGUCUAGCCAGGGCUCCUCUCGCCAAAAUAAUCUACCUGCUGUUUUCCCCUCGGU